Molecule: messenger RNA, 1140 nt
Organism: Angiostrongylus costaricensis
Lineage: Eukaryota; Metazoa; Nematoda; Chromadorea; Rhabditida; Metastrongylidae
Source: the annotation of a GenBank genome assembly
AUGUUCCUUGCAAAUAUCGCUGGUAUUCGAGUUUUUGCUACAGGUGGCAUCGGUGGUGUGCACAGAGGAGCUGAACAAACAUUCGACGUUUCUGCUGACCUAUUAGAACUGUCACAUACACCACUAACUGUCGUUUGUGCCGGUGUGAAGAGCAUCCUGGAUAUCUCGAAAACCGUCGAGUUUUUAGAAACACAUUCGGUCAAUUGCAUAGUUUUUGGAGAACGUAAUGUGUUUCCUGGGUUUUUCAGUAGAGAAUCCCAUGCGAAAGGGCAGUUCAACACGGAAAAUCUCGCAGAAGUGGUUGAACAUAUUGAAACAUCAAAAGCAUUGGGUUUAAAUGCGGGGAUGAUUCUUGCAUGCCCUAUUCCGAAAGAAAUGGAAGACGAUGGGAACGCCAUUGAGGCUGCAGUACAGAUGGCACUAAAUGAAGCCAGAAUAAAAGGUAUCCAGUCUAAAGAAGUCACUCCAUUUCUGCUGUCGCGUGUAAAUGAGCUGACCUGUGGAGCAUCAGUGAAGCUCAACAUUGCCCUUUUGGAAAACAAUGCUAGAAUAGCCGGAAAGUUGGCAAGUUUACUGUCAAAGUCGAAAUUGGGUCAAAAUUUUCGAGUGGUGCGAGAUAAUGGAAAGGAUUCAGAACAAAAAUCGAAGGCAAAAAUUGUCGUAGUCGGAGCCACUAUAAUCGAUUUCGAGUCAAUUACUAAUGAGGACGUUAAGAUUUCAAAACAUGAGAACGUCAUUUCAUCUGCUGACUUCGUAUUCUUUGACGGGAACAUUCCAACUGAAACCAUUCGAAAGAUUCUUGACUUGUCUGCAUUCUAUAAUAGAAAAGUUUGGUUUGAUCCAACAUCCAUUUCUAAAAUGCGAAAAAUCUUCGACUGUGAGGGUAUGAAUCAAAUCCAAGUAGUCUCUCCGAAUGCCAACGAAUUUAUGGACAUGGUAAAACGUAGCAGACUCAGAAUAACGCAUGGCAUUGUGUUCGAAGGUUUCGAUUUCAGCCUUAAUAGCGGCAUACUUGCUGGCCUGGUGAACGGACUGCCACUUGAACGUUGCCUGCAAAUUGGUCAGGCAUGUGCCGCGCGAUCACUGCUGAGCGUUGAAACCAUAUCCCCUUCCAUUUCUCCCGAAAUCAUCUCUUCAUGA